AUGAAGUUUGGUGGCGGCGAUGCAGCACCGGCAGUCGGUGUCGUCAAGCCGAGCGCGGGUCGUGGAAGAGGCCGAGUCAAGCUCAACGUACCUGCGCCCGUCGCGGCGUCGUCGUUGACUGCGCCGCCGCAGCAGCAGAUGCCCGUAGCGAUGGUCCCGGAGCCACGUAACCGCGGACCGCACUGGAACGCUCUUUCACAACUGGACGCUGGGGACUAUCGGCGGCAGCAUGGUGAAACACACCGGGAUUCCCAGGUGAAAAAGUUUAAAAAAGAGGCUUGCGAAGAAGUCAACACCUCGAGGUACUCCAGCCGAGUGGGCAUUUCGCCGCACUUUUCUAAGCCAGGCCGGCAGAUGUACCGGCCACCAGCCAUGAAUUGUUUCGGUGGCGGCGAUGCAGCACCGGCAGUCGGUGUCGUCCAGCCGAGCGCGGGUCGUGGAAGAGGCCGAGUCAAGCUCAACGUACCUGCGCCCGUCGCGGCGUCGUCGUUGACUGCGCCGCCGCAGCAGCAGAGACCGGUAGCGAUGGUACCGGUGCCACGUGGAUCGCACUGCAAGGCUCUUCUACAACUGGAUGCUGGGGACUAUCGGCGGCAGCAUGGCGAAACACACCGAGACUCCCAGAUGCAAAAGUUUAAAAAAGAGGCUUGCGAAGAAGUCAACACCUCGAGGUACUCCAGCCGAGUGGGCAUUUCGCCGCACUCUUCUAAGCCAGGCCGGCAGAUGUACCGGCCACCAGCACCCAUGACAUCGGGCAGCAGAGAUCAGCCCAUGCGAAGCGGCCAGGCAGAGACAGCUAACGGAGGCGGUGGCGUUUCCAACAGUGUUCCUUGGAAUGCUGCAUUGGGCAAGGAGUCCUUAACUGACAUGACCGGGUGCUCAAAGUGUCCGCCAUUGUCUUCGGGCAUGCCCGCUGAGCCUCCAUUUGGGCAGCAAGGACAGAAAGCAGUGAAAGAAAUCAAGGGUGCAGAGCAACCUAACUCCUCCUCGAGAAAAGAAGAGACGGACCCUGCGUCACCGCCCAGUGAUAAGCGCAGCAUCAUCGCGAUAGCUCUCACAGAUCCGGAUGGCCUGAACGCUCUUCAAAUGCAGUGGCUGGGGUUCAGCACCUGCAAUGAGGUCACCAUAGGCUCCAACGACGCCGCAUCUGCGGUGGAGUUCUGCUUAUCAGUCAUCAAGUCGCGCCACCUCAUCGCUGAGGAAGGAUAUUCCCUCGAGCGCCUGAAGGAGAAGGCCACGGAGGGCCGCCAUGUCACCAACCGCCUCAAAACCGGCCCCGCCGAGAGCGAGGCCCUGUGGAGGGGUCGCCGAUGGGGAAGCAGCGGUCAUGUUGGCAUCGCUAAGCCCAGCCGCUGGAAUGUCGGCGUGGUCGGCGUUCUGGCACAGGUUACACACGUCACGUCGCACCACUCGACGUUAGAGUGA
Dermacentor silvarum is the source of this 1425-nucleotide messenger RNA. RefSeq lists its product as uncharacterized. The transcript has 9 exons. Bases 1 to 1425 code for a protein of 474 amino acids. The record is from RefSeq and is a predicted model, not a curated record. Lineage: Eukaryota; Metazoa; Arthropoda; Arachnida; Ixodida; Ixodidae.